AGUUUACUUAACCUCGUACACUACUAAUGUUUGCACAUGAAAUGAUAACAAGGGGCAAAAACAGUCAGCUACCAAAGCCUGGGAAUAGUCCAAGCAAGACAGCUUAAGAGAGAAGGAAACUAGUACUGGACUGAAGCUACUCCUCUUGACCACAUGACCAUGCUUUUGUUCCAGAUUGGUCUUGCAAUCCUUACCAUAUUGUUACUCAAGGACACCUGUGGAGCUAGUGUCACUCCAGAUCCUGUGUUCCAGUACAUUGAUGCAAACCAGGAGAAGUUUGUACAGAGACUGAAAGAAUGGGUUGUGAUAAAAAGUGAUUCUAGUGACCCCUCACUAAGAAAUGAAGUUCAUAAAAUGAUGGAAAUUACAGCUGAACUAAUAAAGACCCUAGGAGGAACAGCAGAACUAGUGGAUAUAGGACUUCAGCAGUUGCCCAGUGGAGAGACUCUUAAAUUACCAAGUGUUGUCUUGGGACAAAUUGGUCAGGAUCCAGACAAACCUACUCUUUGUAUUUAUGGACAUACAGAUGUACAGCCAGCAAGGAAAGAAGAUGGUUGGGAUACUGAUCCAUAUACACUGACAGAAAUUAAUGGUAAUCUCUAUGGACGUGGCGCUUCUGAUGACAAAGGACAAAUUCUGCCUUGGAUAAAUGCAGCUGAAGCACUUCAGUCACAAGAGCUCCCUGUGAAUUUUAAAUUUCUAAUUGAGGGCAUGGAAGAAGUGGGAUCAGAUGGCUUGGCAGAACUAAUUAUGAAAAGAAACCAAACCUUUUUUUCAGAUGUUGACUACAUUGUGCUUGCAGAUACAGCAUGGAUUAGUGAAAAGCCAGCAUUAACAUAUGGAGCAAGAGGAAACUGCUACUUCCUUGUAGAGGUGGAAUGUGCUAACCGAGACUUACAUUCUGGCUCGUAUGGUGGAGUGAUUCAUGAAGCAAUGACGGACUUGAUCGCUCUUUUGGACAGCCUUACAAAUUCCUCUGGUCACAUUCUUAUACCUGGCAUCAAUGAAGCAGUGGCUGCCUUGACUGAUGAGGAAACAAAGCUCUACAGCGGAAUAAGUUUUGAUCAUGAAGAAUUCAGAAAUAAAAUUGGAGCACAAGAACUUCGGCAAAAAAACAAGGAAGACGUACUUCUUCAAAGAUGGCGUUACCCAUCUCUCACCAUCCAUGGAAUUGAAGGUGCUUUCUCUGGAGCUGGAACUAAAACAGUUAUUCCAGCAAAAGUAAUAGGAAAAUUCUCAAUACGCCAAGUCCCUGACAUGGACCCUUUGCAAGUGGAGAAGCAGGUGAUUGAAUACCUUGACAAGAAAUUUGCUGAGCUGAAGAGUCCUAAUAAGAUGAAAACAACUAUGGUAAUAGGCGCAAAGCCAUGGCUCACGGAUCCUAAUAAUAAGGCUUUUCAUGCAGGAAGAAAAGCAUCUAAAAGAGCAUUUGGAGUGGAACCUGACCUGAUUCGUGUUGGAGGGACAAUUCCAAUAGCUACUACACUGGAGGAUGUGACUGGGAAGAAUCUGAUCAUGAUGCCACUAGGAGGACCUUAUGAUGCAGCCCAUGGACAAAAUGAAAAGAUCAGCAGGUAUAACUACAUUGAAGGAACAAAGUUUGCUGCUGCAUAUGCCCAGGAAUUUGCUAAACUCUAAGAAAAAUACCCAUCAAGACAAAAGGACAAUACAUAGUAUUAUACACUACAUUUUUAUUUUAGCAGGAUUUAAAAGCUCAUUUUAGGUAGUUUGGCUGAAACAGCAUGAAAUUGACUACAGCUGGACUGAAUCUUAAAGCACGUUUGCACAGUUAAAACUUGAACCAUGUACAACGGGUGCAUAUUUUGCACAGAAAUGUCCUCUUCUUCUGAUGAUUUCAUAUAUGCUCUGCAUUAGUUCCUUACAGAUAAGCUAACAAGACUUCAGAGGUUUAUGAAAUUACAUAAAAAUCAAUUUUGGCAUUCGGUUAAUACCUUCAUUGAAGAGCAAUCUCCUCUGGAAGACCUAGGGUAACUUCCAUCUCAAAUAGAAAAUCAACAACAUAAAUAAAAUGGUAUCCGAUGAUGACAAAAAAUGUUUACUUUUGCAUCAUUCUGUCCUUUAACAAGUGAGCACUGUAAAAAUGGAAAGAAAAAAAUAAAAAUAAUCCUCUUGUGUGA
Protopterus annectens (West African lungfish) is the source of this 2138-nucleotide messenger RNA. RefSeq names its product cytosolic non-specific dipeptidase-like. The coding region runs from base 154 to 1638 and encodes 494 amino acids. The record is from RefSeq and is a predicted model, not a curated record. Gene Ontology annotation, molecular function: dipeptidase activity. NCBI's taxonomy places the organism in Eukaryota, Metazoa, Chordata, Ceratodontiformes, Protopteridae. Gene Ontology annotation, biological process: proteolysis. The transcript is spliced from 12 exons. Gene Ontology annotation, cellular component: cytosol.